Aspergillus terreus NIH2624 is the source of this 1008-nucleotide messenger RNA. Its product is annotated as proteasome regulatory particle lid subunit RPN11. The record is from RefSeq and is a predicted model, not a curated record. Gene Ontology annotation, cellular component: proteasome regulatory particle, lid subcomplex. The transcript is spliced from 4 exons. The coding region runs from base 1 to 1008 and encodes 335 amino acids. NCBI's taxonomy places the organism in Eukaryota, Fungi, Ascomycota, Eurotiomycetes, Eurotiales, Aspergillaceae. Gene Ontology annotation, molecular function: protein binding; proteasome binding; metallopeptidase activity. Gene Ontology annotation, biological process: proteasome-mediated ubiquitin-dependent protein catabolic process; protein deubiquitination.
AUGGAUCGGCUUAAUCGGAUGCUCCAGGCCGCUCAGGGCAUGGGCAUGGGCAGUGGAGGUCCUGGUGGCGAUACUCCAAAUCUCAUUGAUAACUCGGAAACCGUACACAUCUCCUCGCUGGCAUUGCUGAAGAUGCUACGACACGGACGCGCAGGUGUUCCUAUGGAAGUCAUGGGCUUGAUGCUGGGAGAAUUUGUGGAUGAAUACACAGUUCGAGUGGUUGAUGUGUUCGCUAUGCCUCAAAGCGGUACUGGCGUCAGUGUCGAAGCCGUGGAUCCCGUCUUCCAGACCAAGAUGAUGGAUAUGCUUCGACAAACAGGACGGCCGGAAACUGUCGUUGGCUGGUACCAUUCUCAUCCCGGUUUUGGAUGCUGGCUUUCGUCCGUCGAUAUCAACACCCAGCAGUCCUUCGAGCAGCUGACCCCUCGUGCUGUUGCGGUUGUCGUCGAUCCGAUUCAGUCCGUCAAGGGUAAGGUCGUCAUCGACGCGUUCCGUCUGAUCCAACCCCAGACCGUCGUUAUGGGUCAGGAGCCCCGCCAGACUACCUCCAACCUGGGCCAUCUGAACAAGCCCUCCAUCCAGGCAUUGAUCCACGGCCUGAACCGCCACUACUACAGCAUUGCCAUCAACUACCGUAAGACCGGGCUGGAGGAGAACAUGCUGAUGAACCUGCACAAGCAUGUCUGGACGGAGGCUCUGCAGAUGAAGGACUUCCACGAGGAGGGACAGCACAAUGUGGACCGCAUGAAGCAGCUUGUGAGCUUGGCGGAGGGCUACGAGAAGCGGGUGAAGGAAGAGACAGAACUCAGCAAAGAUCAGCUGAAGACGAGAUACGUUGGAAAGGUGGACCCCAAGAAGCACAUCGAGGACGUCAGCCAGCAGUUGAUCGAAGACAACAUUGUUGCCGUAUCGCGGCAGAUGAUCGACAAGGAGGCUUCCGUGGCUCGGCUAUCAAAUGGAAAGGACGCUCAAAAUGGGACUGGCAUGGAAGUGGACGAAGACCUAUAG